UUUAGCAGCUUGUACGCGUCCUUUCCGCUCAAACUGCUCCAUCCCCGAGUCAGCUCGCAAGAUGCUUCACGGCCAAAGGCGGUGGCUGCCCUGUAUGUUGUUUCCUACGGCGGCGGGCUAGUCAGCGGCGACGAAGUGCUUCUCGAUGUGGAUGUCGGCCAAGGCUGUGCGCUGAUCAUGCUGACUCAAGGUAGCACCAAAGUGUUUCGGAUGAGGUCAGCCACUCUUGGCGUCCAAAGGCGACCCAAUAUCGAACAAGCGUCCACCUUGGUAUCGAAUGACCAGCAUGCUGGUUCACCGCACUCGACUCGGCAAGUCAUGCGGUAUCUGGUCAGACCAAACGCGACCUUGGUUCUUCUACCGGAUCCGGUCACUUGUUUCGCUGGGGCGCGUUAUACACAAGUGCAGCGUUUCGACCUGCGUUGCGCCGACACAAGCUCGCUGGUGAUGCUGGAUUGGUUCACACCUGGGCGUAGGUCUGAAUUGUGGGCUUUUGACUCUUACAGAAGUCGCAACGAGCUGCGCGUGGCAGGUCGGCUGUUUGCGCGGGAUGUGAUGUUGCUCGAGCAGUCAAGCCUGACGCAACUCUCGCAAGGCGGACAACCCACACGAGCCGCUGCGCCAGGCUUGCUGCCUCUCUCCGUCAGGUGUCAUCCUUACACCACCUAUGCCACACUCUUGCUCGUCGGGCCUGAUUGCGAGCAGGCGAUACAUCAUCUCAAGGCGGAAUUUGCAAAGAUUGAGCAAGGUGUCUUGCCAGCGAGCAAGCAGCCUGAUGAUCUGAUCUGGAGUCUGAGCGAGCUGCAUUGCGAGCCUCAACAGUCUGAUCUUGAAAAGCGAUCGCCAUUGCGAGGCGCUAUCGUCAGGGUAGCUGGCACAGAGACACAGACUGUCAGAGCGUGGCUCGCAAAGCAUCUGCAGUCGAUGGUGGAUGUGGUCGGUCCUGAUCUGUACCGCCAGGCUUUG
Messenger RNA from Ceraceosorus guamensis, 966 nucleotides. RefSeq names its product UreD-domain-containing protein. The record is from RefSeq and is a predicted model, not a curated record. The annotation marks the transcript as partial. Gene Ontology annotation, molecular function: nickel cation binding. Lineage: Eukaryota; Fungi; Basidiomycota; Exobasidiomycetes; Ceraceosorales; Ceraceosoraceae. The transcript is spliced from 4 exons.